Daldinia vernicosa is the source of this 2243-nucleotide messenger RNA. RefSeq lists its product as uncharacterized. NCBI's taxonomy places the organism in Eukaryota, Fungi, Ascomycota, Sordariomycetes, Xylariales, Hypoxylaceae. The transcript is spliced from 2 exons. Gene Ontology annotation, biological process: calcium ion transmembrane transport; intracellular calcium ion homeostasis. The record is from RefSeq and is a predicted model, not a curated record. Gene Ontology annotation, cellular component: fungal-type vacuole membrane. Gene Ontology annotation, molecular function: calcium:proton antiporter activity. The coding region runs from base 306 to 1742 and encodes 478 amino acids.
GCCUAUGGGGUAAUGAAUAAUUUAUUCAUAUUUCCUUUCCCAUUUGAUGGCCAUAGUGCGAACUCCUUCCUUAUUGUUUCACUGCGCUGGGGCUGAUGCAUUGAAAUCAUAAGCGCCAAACAUUUAUUUGCUUUCUGUCUGAUUUUAUCUUAUUUUCUUUUCUCUACCUAUUUUCUCUACUUUCUUUCUCAGCGGCUUCAGAAUUUAUUUAUUACUUGCUUUUUUCUUCUUCUCUCUUUAUUCCCCUCCCGUCCCCGCCAGUUUUCGCUUAUGGUACCACAACAAAAGUCGUUCGAAGCUUUCUGAUGACGGUAAACGGUGAGGGUGCUAUUGGGGAUCCCGAAAAAGUCACACGACGCUCCCAGACUAAUAAACAAGCAUCGGCACUUCCUCAAACUCGACAGGAGACCAUGGGUAGCCCAGAGGGUGGGAUCCGCGGCCUUGUACGCAUCAAGUCGGCGGGAGAAUCAGGACGAAGCGGCGUACAUCCUCUCCAAUUCCUGGCCAUCGUUUGGCGAUCUACUAGUUGGAUAUCGAGAGCUGUAAACAUCCUCUGGCCUUUUGUACCCGCCGCAAUUGCUCUCCAUUUUUCGGUUCUUGAGGGCCAUGAUAUACUCAAGUUCAGUAUAGCGUAUAUCGCCAUGGUUCCAUGCGCAAAUCUCAUCGGAUUCGCUGGCCAGGAGCUAGCUAGGAAGAUGCCGCACAUGCUUGGUGUUCUCGUCGAGACCACGAUUGGAUCCAUCGUCGAAAUUAUCUUAUUCAUGGUUCUGCUUCGUAAUAACCAGUACUACGUUAUUCAAGCUGCCAUUCUCGGAUCUAUUUUAGCUAAUAUGCUACUGUGCUUGGGCUUGUGUUUCUUUACUGCUGGUUUACGACGAGAAGAGGCCACAUUCCACGGUGCCGUCAGCGAAGUUGGCUCGAACCUCCUGCUUAUCGCUGGUCUUGGCUUAGCGAUCCCUACGGUUUUCCAACGCUCCAUCACGAGUACAGGCUACGACCUUACCACGGAAGAGAUUGAUGCUAGGAUCCUCAAUAUCUCGCAUAUCAUUGCAAUCCUUCUCCUUAUCGCAUAUGGCGUCUUCCUCUUCUUCCAGAUGCAUACCCACCACGGUAUCUACGACGCUGUGUUCGAGCAUGACGAGGAACGAGAUGCCGAUGGUCACAAGGACCGGGCGAAAGCCAAGUUAACAUUUACGGAGUGCAUCCUGGCACUAACCAUUUCGGUAGCCCUUGUAACGUUGAUUGCCAUUGCAUUAGUCGAUGAGAUCACGCCUAUUGUGGAACAGGGCCACGUUUCCGAUCCCUUCAUGGGCUUGAUUUUAGUUCCUCUGGUCGAAAAAGCUGCCGAACACUUAACGGCCAUCGACGAGGCCUGGGACAAUCAGAUCAACUUUGCCCUCACACAUUGUAUUGGCGCUACCAUCCAAACCGCCAUGUUAAACGCUCCGUUGGUUAUUAUUGUCGGAUGGGGUUAUGGCUUCCCGAUGGACCUCAACUUCGAACUAUUCGAUAUUGUCAUGUUGAUCCUCGCUAUUAUCACCGUUGGAAACUUCCUAAGGGACCAGAAGAGCGACUAUCUAGAGGGCUUCUUAUGUAUUAUCGUCUACGUCGCCAUCGCCGUGGCCGCCUUUUACUUCCCGAACCCCCACGAGGCCUUAAGCCACGGAGCAAGUAGUGAAGGGGGAGAGGAAGCAGCUGGCGAGGCUGCCGCUCACGUGGCAAGGUACCUGGGGCUCUCAUAGUCGACUUCAUGGGAUGUCGUAGUAUGCGUUUACCAAGUUUGGCGUUGGACGACAUCGGUUAAAAUUAUCGCAUCUCCACGGUCAAACCCGUGGAUCCAGGCGUUCCCUCGUUAUUACAGAGUCAAUGCUUUCUAGGUUCGACGAUCGAUACGAAUUCUGUUUGCCCUUAUGUGGCUACCUCUUAUUAUCUUUAUCCUAAAAUUUGGCUGGAGAGUUUGAAUAUGUAUCAGUGAGGGCUUGGGUUAGAAGAAUUCCUAUAUUUGAACGAGGGAUUGCGUUGUAGGCGUAUGAAGAUAGUAGGAUAACAAAACAGGAAUCGAGGAAAAUCAUAAUCAGUAAAACAUUAGUCAUGAUAAGUUCCUACAUACGAUGAAGGCUAUUUAUCAAUCUUGACUGUUCUAUCAAUUAGAAACCAACUCAGCUUCCCCGGAUCAAUUAAAAAGCAGGGGAAACGUACCCGGUAGGGAUAACGUAUCCACUAAUGAACCGUUCUUUAUUUAA